Molecule: messenger RNA, 2736 nt
Organism: Penicillium expansum
Lineage: Eukaryota; Fungi; Ascomycota; Eurotiomycetes; Eurotiales; Aspergillaceae
Exons: 2
Coding region: 1-2736 (911 amino acids)
Molecular function (GO): hydrolase activity, acting on glycosyl bonds
Source: RefSeq, a predicted model, not a curated record
AUGAAGUCGACUCACCCUAUCUCCUUAUUGCUGCUGCUUCUGCCAUUGAAUGUAGCUGCAGAGACUGAGGUGAUCACAGGAACCGAUGUGACAUGUUCGUGGAGUCAUAAUGUUGCUCAAAACCCAUCUUUCGAGCUCGGGUCCCUCUCUCCUUGGGCUGUCUAUGAAAGCGAGGGCACUUCAACUAUUGUGGCAGACACUUCUGAUGACGGGGGCUAUGUUGCAGCAUUGACACCGGCCACUUCAGGAUGGGGCUCGCUCUACCAGAGCUUGACCGACCUCACCGUAGGACAAACAUACGCACUGUCCUUUGACUAUAAAAUUGCUUCUGCUGCUAACUCCGGAACCUGCAAUUUCUAUUUUGCGGUCAACGGCGUUUUCGGCACGAGUCGCAUCACCACAACUCCCAUGGGAUAUGUUGCGUACUCGGGAUCUUCAGCAACCCCAGCUUCUUCAUCGUGGAGGACCCUGUCGACGACAUACGCACCUACCAGCACAAGCCUCGACUUGAUGCUUUUUGUGAUUUGUAGCGGAAAUUCUCGCGUCCCUCAGGCUAUGCCUCAAGUCUACUUUGACAAUGUUCAAUUUAGCAACGAUAAUGUCGAAAUCGAGACUUGCACUACAUCUACUUAUACCUCGACGGUCACUAUUGCCUCUACUUCGACUCCUGUCAGUAUAUCAUCGGCCGUGGCUACUAGCUCCGUCGUGGUCUCGUCAGCUGUGGUCGUCUCUCAAACGCCUUCCAGCAUACCUGCUGCGAGCACGUCGUCGUCGUCUGUGAUUGUUGUGUCGAGUUCUACUCAAACCGAGUCACCAAAGACUUCUACUAACCCUGUCGUUGCAUCCUAUAUACCCACUUCGAGUACUCCAUCUAGCACUCCUUCCAACACUCCUUCCAACACUCCUACCAGCGCACCUGCAGUGAUCUCCUCGUCUAUUGUAUCGCCUUCAAGUGUCGUAUCUUCGACAAAACUACAAUCCUCAUCGGUGGAAGUGCCGACUCAAUCAAAUCUGUCGCCUAGUUUCUCCUCCGCAACCCCCACAAGGCGACCAUUGCCUUCUAGUUCGAGGAUUCCAAUUUCCCAUACGUCACCCUCGGCUUCACCACCGAAGCAAUCAUCGACUGUUCUGCCUUUGUCGGUUCCCAGCCUGUCAAGCGGAAAUCCUAACUCCAUAGGACAAUCUUUACCUUCGAACUCGGGAAUUCCAAUCUCCCAAAUAGUCAUUCCUUCAUCACCGGCUACCGCAGCCCCCCAAUCAACGGCACCCGUUAAUUUGCCCGUGCCUCGGCCAAGCGCAAGCAACGAUGCUUCUUCGAUCCACGUCGCUCCAUCGGCCCAGACCACAUCUGUUGCAUCCAUCAGCGUUAUAAGCACAGUCGACAUUGAUGGUUCCUCAAGCCUUGUCCCUAUGCCCGCCGCACCCGGAGCCACCACCACCACCACUGUUGCCACGAUUCAAACCUCAGCCAACUCGAUGGCAGGGACAAAGACCUCCCCCUUGACGAUCGGUACCAUGACGGUCAUUGAGACACAACUCAGCCUGCUACCAACUGUAACAGCUGAGCCACUGCCUGGAAAUGAAGGAAGCGCUUCAAACCUUGGUUUCACGAUAUCUACUGUUUUUAGCACCCGGACCGCAACAAUCACAGCUUGUCCCUCCAGUGUCCAUGAUUGUCCCGCUUCCGCCAAGUCUACCUACAUCACAACCGAAACCAUUGUGGUUUCAACUACCAUCUGCCCAGUCACUGCCGUAGAAGCCACUACCGCCGCCGCCCCCCAAAUAACAGGAAGCACGGGCGCUGGAGAUAUCGCGUACACGACAUCGAGUGUGUUCAGUACUCGGACAGCCACAAUUACAGCCUGCCCUGUCAGUGUCCAUGAUUGUCCCGCUUCCUCCAAGACUACUUCUGUGACAACGGAAACUAUCCUUGUAUCCACUACCAUCUGUCCUGUCACUGCCACUGUCACUGCCACUGCCACCACCGCCGUUCUUUCUGUGGGAGCAGGAACCAACCCCGUUGCGGGAGAUAUGACCACAGAAACUCUUUUGACUACGGUGACCAAGACCAUCACCGCUUGCCCCUCUACGGUGACAGACUGCCCUGCUUCUCAGAAACAGACAUACACCACCGCCGAGACUCUCGUUGCAGGAAUCACUACGUACCCAGUUUCCUCUGCUAAGGAGUCUUCGGCUGCGAACGACUUCGAUGUUUCGACUACGACUCUUUCACUUGUGCUCGUUGGAAAUGGAAGCAGCAAACCUACAGAAACCGGAACCACUAUUCUGAUCGAACCGACAGUGUCUGCUUCAAAGUCGACAUUUGUCUAUGCUGAUUCCACUUCGUUCGAAGUUGCAGGAUCCACUUCCGCUGCGCCUACAGUUUCGACGUCAGGAUCACCUGUUGAUGUUGAUGUUGAUGUUUCGGCCCAGGCUACAGAGUCCCAGUCCGCCGAAGCAGCUGGUAACUCCGUUUCUGCUUUACAGACCGCAAGCGCGGCCAUCCAUAAUGGAGUUAACGGCUCUACACACUCCUUCUCCGCUCUCAUUCCAACAACCGCUAGCAGCAGCACUCUUACUUCCUUGAAGAGCUCUGCUACUACCUCAGCGACAUCCACUCAGAUAAAUAGCGAUGUUACUGCCGCACCUAGUGUCGCGUACACUGGUUCUGCGUUGGUUCUUCGUUCCGAGUGGUUAAAGGUGGUUGGCGGUAUUUUCCUUAUUUUGCUCGUUUAG